UUGGCCCGGAAGAGGGCUUCCCAUUCGCCGUCCCCGAGUCGAUAUCUGUUGCAGAGCUCGGUACCCCUGGCCAAGCGGAAUGGUUGCGCCCGCCUGCAGUCGUGCAGGGACAUGCGCUUAGGCCUGGACGAGAUAUGGUCUAUCCAGGAGGGAUCCCUGGUUCUGUGCAUCAACCCAUCCUAUACCAUAUCCGACCACGUGCAGCCGAGAUGGGAUGAACUUGAACUCGUGGCCGGAGAAAUCCUGGUCGUCUGCCGCCUCUAUGCCGAUUUGUGGGCCCUUUGUGCCCGUGCUUCAUUUCCUUCCGCCGCAAAAACCAACGAGACCGCCAACACCCAGCCAAUGAGCCUUGCCUUCGUGCCUCUCUGCGCAGUCACCCUUGCGGCGAACUUUAGUGCUUUCAAUCGAAGAUGCAUCGAGCAUGAUCUCCGCGACCCCAGUGCCCCGAGAUUUCCGGGAAAUGGGCUUCCUGUGAUGCCGCCUCCGCGUUCGUGCAGUCUCAUUGAUGGUAUGCAGCUGGCUCAGUCUGACAGACUACAUAACCGCCUUCCAGAGGUAGUAUCCGAUACGCUCAACAAGGUGUUGCCGGAGUGUGUCGAAGCUGACUAUGUACCACUUGACCUUCAUGUCGGAGCUCUCCUGUCCAAUCUGAAAGUGAAACGCAAUCGCCAGUCACAGUGUCUUGGUAUACCCGCAGCGGUUGAUCCGCCACCACAACCCACCGAGCCAGACCCCAAACCCGCCUCCUCUGCAAGCCACAGAUUCAGAAAAUGGUUUGGACUUGCGUAAUCCAGGGUCGUUCGGAUGGUGGUACUCUUUGUGAAUGCGAUGAACAAUCGUCAUUAGGAGAAGUCCCGAGAGGGCUGGACAUGAAAGUUUAUUAAAACAGCUUUAUCCAUGCUUGAUGUCGUGUUGCUCCAACUUAAGCCACGCCUUGAAGUUGGUCUUUCUCGCCCUGAAGUGAAGCACAGUAGUUGACUGGAAACGUCUCAGCAACGAAGACAGGUCGAGCUAGUACUUGGAAGGGUCAGAUCUCAUAUUGUAGCUACGUUCACAUGGCAGGCAAGAAUGAAUUGAUUAGAGGUUGGCCAGGUAUUUUCCCCAGUCAUUGAUUCAAAGGCCGAAUAAACUGAAAGCACACUGAGACUCUGAUAAAUAAUCUUCGGUGUGAUUUUCAUUGAAUCCAGGCCAUUGCUUAGAAUCGCAGUUUUGUUUUGCGUAGUACGGAACAUCUAGUCCACCUAUUAUCGACUGAUUAGGUGUGCUUUUCGUCUUUCAAUGGUGA
Messenger RNA from Aspergillus japonicus CBS 114.51, 1285 nucleotides. RefSeq lists its product as uncharacterized. The transcript has a single exon. Lineage: Eukaryota; Fungi; Ascomycota; Eurotiomycetes; Eurotiales; Aspergillaceae. The record is from RefSeq and is a predicted model, not a curated record. The annotation marks the transcript as partial.